CGAAAUGUCAUGGAGCUGCCGGAGGUCAGGAAUGUGGACUCACCACGUGACCUGCUGAGGGACCUCGGGGAGGUUUACACGGACAGUGCAAAGCUUGGUAGAGAUGUGGUGUACAGUCACAUUCUCCGCGAAGGGGUUUUAAAGAAUGAAGAUACGGUUCACUGGAGAGAAGAUUUCGCGCACUACUGCUAUAACCUUCGUCACAGAGGUUUCUACGAUGACACCAACUCUGUUGAGGAUUCUGUAGAGCAGCUGGAAGAAGAAGUGGGUGAAGGGGAAUGUGACAGGCUGAUGAAGUUUCUAACCCUUCUCGCUGGUUCUGUGUCCCACAUAACCCCACGAUCUGGCCUCAUACCAACCGGCAAGCAAGUGGAAGUGUUACCACACCACGUGCUGCCUGCUGCGCAGAACCGGUACCAUGGUGACUCGUGCGCGCCUGGCGUACACAGCUCCGGGUAUCUUAUGUACAGAGAUGAGCUGUUCACCAGUGUCAGCUCUUGUCCGGACAUUAACCAAUCUGAAAAAAUUUUGGCUGGAUUUCCAGAGAGUUCCACAGUAUCACGGUUCAUCAGACCACCCAACAACAAACUGCCGCCCCCUAAAAUCACCCUAACCGGGCUCCCAGUCCCGGAGCCAACCUAUCAGCUCCUACCACUUCCUGCACCCCCUUCUAGAAGCCAUAGUGUCGAGGAGUACAGUUCUAAUCCUGUCCUUGCUGAUCUGCCUGCUUUACCCCCGCCUACUGUUACUGGUAUAUUCAAGUCCCUGUCCCUGAAGAGUGAUGAUCUGCCAGUGUAUCUGGGUCCGGUACUACGCACCACUGUCAAGGAGCGCUACCAGCCGACUCAGCGCAAUAUCACACAGAGAUUUGCUCCUGUACGGCCCUCUAAUAGUGCUGUUUCAGACAGUUCUGGUGUAGAAUCGGAUGACGACCAUGAAGCCUGGGAAGAAGCGUACAAGGACAUGGACAAAGAGUUCCCAACUCCUACCUACGAACUUAUGGGCAGGAAGGUGCUACAAGAGCGACCCUACCUGACCGAGUCAGGAUCCCAAGUGUACACCCGGCUCUGCGUCUUGCUGUGCUCCCCGUAUAGUGACCUAGAUGUUGUGACCGAGCAACAUGUUCUCUAUCAGUGCCAAUACGUUCUCAUCGGUAUCCCUACUAGCAUCUUUCAGUUUGAUAAGACGAAGGUUGAGUUUGUUCCGCUCCAGAACAUUUGCUACACGGGUGUCUCUCCGGACUCUCUUGUUGAUUGCCUCUACUCUAUUGCUUACUCCGGGACCCUGUACCUGCGUCUGAAGAUGUUUUGUGAUCAGUACAGCACUGUUGAGAGAUACGGUAACGUUGUUAAAGGUCUCGUGUCUGCAGUGGAACAAUAUCUCAACCUGUACCAAGCUUUUCUAAGCCAGAUCCCGAUUUCCAGUCUUAUACAGUUGAUCUGGAAAACAAAGGACCUUACCUCUCAGCUAGAGUUUUUGUGCAACUUGCUACUGCUUGAAGAGGGUUUGCCGACAGGAACAGCACUGAUAGAAUAUCUCUACCACACUGCUGAGAUCCUUACUGCCUCCCCCUACUACAAGAUAAUGCUGGCUUUAAUACGGGCUGCAUUUGCACCUAUGUCGAAGUAA
Bolinopsis microptera is the source of this 1629-nucleotide messenger RNA. RefSeq lists its product as uncharacterized. Lineage: Eukaryota; Metazoa; Ctenophora; Tentaculata; Lobata; Bolinopsidae. Gene Ontology annotation, biological process: cytoplasmic microtubule organization; microtubule nucleation; spindle assembly. The transcript is spliced from 11 exons. Gene Ontology annotation, molecular function: gamma-tubulin binding; microtubule minus-end binding. The coding region runs from base 10 to 1629 and encodes 539 amino acids. Gene Ontology annotation, cellular component: gamma-tubulin complex; spindle pole; equatorial microtubule organizing center. The record is from RefSeq and is a predicted model, not a curated record.